GAUGGGAUAUUUGUUUACCAGAAAAAGGUUUACUUUUUGGAUAAAAUUAUAAAAAAAUGUAAAUAUUAGAGAAGUAUAGUGCCAAUAUGUUAGAGGUGGUGGGUCAUAUCAAGAAGAUGGAAUUAAGAUUGGUUGGUGGGUAGAAUUAGAUGAAGGAUUUUGGAUGGGAAAAUAAAUCACUUUUAAUUGUGAAUAUAGCAAGUAAGGCAUGAAGAUUUGUACAUAUGUAUAAAAAGAAACAGAAGAAAAUGGUUAAGAAAAUAAAUAAAAUUUUGAUUUUAUUUAAAAAAUAUUANUUUUAGUGGUGGUGGAUCAUAUAAUUAAGAGGGUUAGAAGAAGAUUGGGAAAUGGGUUGAGUUGUGGGAAAAGUUUAGAAGCGAUGCGAAAGUCAUUUAUCAUGGGGAAUAUGAUAUAAAAGGUAUGAAAACAGGUAUGUGGGAAAUAAAAUACUAUUAAAAAAACGAGCAGCAAUAUUAAUAAAUGUAAAUAUUAUAUUAUUAUAGUAAUAAUAUUUUAGUGGUGGUGGAACAUAUGAUUAGGAAGGAAUUAAAAUUGGAAAAUGGAUAGAAUUGGAUGAAGGGUUUUGGGGGAAUAAAUAAGUCACUUACAAUGGAGAAUAUAACAUAAAGGGUAUGAAGAAAGGUAGAUGGGAUAUUUUAUUUGAAGGAAGAUUGAUGUAAUUAUUUGAUAACAAUGAUAUUUUAGUGGUGGUGGAUUUUAUUCAUAAUAGGGAAUUAAGUUUGGGCGGUGGGUUGAAUUAGGUGAAGGAUUUCAUAUUUGGGCUUAAAUAAUUUAUAAUGGUGAAUAUAAUACAAAUGGAAUGAAGAUAGGUAGGUGGGCUUUUGUAUUUGAGGGAAAAUAAAUGUAAAUAUUUUUUAAUUAUUGGAAUUAAUUUUAGUGGUGGUGGAUCAUAUGAUAAGGAGGGAAUGAAGAUUGGAAGAUGGAUAGAUUUAUAUGAAGGGUUUUAUUAUUGGGCUUAAGUUACUUAUAAUGGUGAAUAUAACACAAAGGGUGUAAAGGUAGGCCGAUGGGAUAUUUGUUUACCAGAAAAAGGUUUACUUUUUGGAUAAAAUUAUAAAAAAAUGUAAAUAUUAGAGAAGUAUAGUGCCAAUAUGUUAGAGGUGGUGGGUCAUAUCAAGAAGAUGGAAUUAAGAUUGGUUGGUGGGUAGAAUUAGAUGAAGGAUUUUGGAUGGGAAAAUAAAUCACUUUUAAUUGUGAAUAUAGCAAGUACCAUACUUUCUUUAAAUGGAAGAAUAGGAUAAAUUUUAAAUAAUUAAAUAGUUAUCAAUUCAAAAGAUAACAAACAUAUUUAGAUUUAAUAUUAACUAAUCAAAAAAAUAAAAGAUAUAUUAUAGAAUAAUUCAUAAUCAUAAACUUUCUUAAGUUCAAUAUGA
Paramecium sonneborni is the source of this 1394-nucleotide messenger RNA. NCBI's taxonomy places the organism in Eukaryota, Ciliophora, Oligohymenophorea, Peniculida, Parameciidae. The record is from the annotation of a GenBank genome assembly.